Messenger RNA from Trachymyrmex septentrionalis, 1824 nucleotides. Its product is annotated as aminopeptidase N-like. NCBI's taxonomy places the organism in Eukaryota, Metazoa, Arthropoda, Insecta, Hymenoptera, Formicidae. Gene Ontology annotation, cellular component: cytoplasm. Gene Ontology annotation, molecular function: peptide binding; zinc ion binding; metalloaminopeptidase activity. Gene Ontology annotation, biological process: proteolysis; peptide catabolic process. The record is from RefSeq and is a predicted model, not a curated record.
AUGCUUGCGACACAAUUUCAUCCAAUUGGCGCUCGACAAGUAUUUCCAUGUUUUGAUGACCCAGGAUUAAAGGCAACUUUUAACAUUUCUAUAAAACAUUUUAGUAAUUAUAUGGCACUGUCGAAUAUGCCAGCACGAAAUAUAACUAGAGUUAGUCAAAUCAUGACAUGGACAUACUUUAAAGAAACUCCCGUAAUGUCCACUUAUCUUGUGGCGAUUAUACUGGCCGAAUUUCCUAACACUCCUGUCAAAGAAAUAAACUUUAGAUAUCUUACACUACAAUCAAAACUCAAUACAGAAUUCGCACAAAGUGUUAUCGAGAAAAUAACUUUAUAUCUUGAAUCUAAAUGGGUGUGUUUCCAAAAGCUUCCGAAAGUGGAUCAUGUUGCAAUACCAAAUCUUCUACGCGAUGGCGUGGAGUAUUGGGGACUUAUUUUUUAUAGGGAAGCAGCUAUUACCUAUAAUAAAAAAUUAGAGUCUGUUGGACGUAAAGUAGAUGUAGCGCGUUUAAUAGCACAGAAAAUAACAUAUCAAUGGUAUAGUAAUCUUAUGAGCCCUACUUGGUGGACUCACGCAUGGCUGUUAGAAGGUCUCACUACAUUACUCGCAACAGAUGCUAUUAAUAAGGUUGUGCAUUCAUAUUAUACUUAUAAGUAUAUGAAAAAUUGUUUACCGGGUAGGUUUGAUGUAUUAGAGAUGAUAGAUCAUUGGAUUUAUCCACCACAAAAUUAUCCUGUGCUAAAAGUGACAAAAGUAGAUCCUAAUUUAGCGACGAUUUCGGUGGAAAAUUAUAAAUCAUGGGAGGAAAAACUGCCAUGGAUACCUGUGACAAAAAUUAUAUUGCUACACAAUUCUGAAAUAAAUCAAAAUUCUGAUAUUGUAUGGCUAAGGCCAAUCCAUAAAUACAAACCGUAUGCUGAUCUUCAAUUUGAUUUCGAUUUUCAAUGGAUAAUAAUCAAUGUAGAACAAAUUGGAUAUUAUCGGGUUAAUUAUGAAACUGACAAUUGGCGAAACAUUGCAAAUUAUUUGCGUUACUACUUUAAAAAAAUACAUGUUCUUAAUCGUGCUCAAAUUAUUAUAAUAGUAUAUUAUAAUGAUAUAUAUUGUAAAAAAAAAGAAUGUAUACAUUUUAAUUUAUAUAAAAGAUCGUUUUUAAUUAAAUUAUUUUCAAGCAAAUCUCAAAAAAUGUUAUAUACAUAUAGGAUAAGCAAAAAUAUACAAAUGAAAUAUAUUUUAAGCAAUCUCCUUAAUAAUAUCGGAUAUCUAGAAAAUUUUGAUGAUGAUGACUUUACUAAAUCCUUAAGACAAGAAGCUGCAAGAUGGGCAUGUACUCUCGGCGUAUCCCAAUGUCUAAAUAAUGCCAGUUUUCAUAUAUAUCAUCAUCUUCUCAAUCCUGAUGGACAUAGAAUUUUAUCAUGGUGGAAAAGCUGGACAUUUUGUAAUGGUCUUAUGGAGUCCGAAUUUGAUAACGGCACUUGGUGGUUACUGUACAAUACAUGGAAAAAAUCUAAUGAUAACGCGAUAAUGGAAUUUGCAUCUUGCAGUAGAUCUUCUUAUGUUGUUCACAAUUAUUUGAAUCUAACAAUUAAUACAUCGGAAGAUUGUAAAUCUGGAAAUGAAUGUGAGGAUGUAAAUAUGCUAGCCAAAAAACGUGUUAAACGUUUCUUGUACCUUGUUACAAAAUAUGCAAAAGAAAGAACAAUACUUGAAUACAUAAAAGAAAAUUAUGAAAAAAUAAAACCAAAGGAAGUUAGUACUAUUGCAGCAUUUACUAUUAUUAUUAACCAUAUACAUUCUUGGGAACAACUUGAAGAGGUAAAUUAU